GGGGCCUUCCACUACCAAUUCCCACCACCACCACAACCGUGCCGGCCCUCACCAAAUCCAUUCCCCAUUCCACCGAUAGGCAAGGGAGCAAAAAUGGGGUCAUCUUCAAAGAAAUCUUCCCCAAUGGAUCUCCUCUCCGAGUAAGCUCCCCCCCUCCCACACUUCAAAGCAAGGACGGGAGAGAAUAAUAAUUCAAAUUCUUAGCGUGGAACAAACGUACCCGAUCCACGAACGAGUCCAAUCCGCACAAACUGAACUCGAAAAAUUUACUGUGGAAGGCCGAACCUACCAGCGGCAAUUCGCAACGAUGUAUUUUUUACGAUUGGUAGAUUUAAAGCCAUCGGUGGAGGCCGUCGCAUUGGAAACUUGGGAGGGUACUGAAGUAAGACCACCCAGUCUUUUUUCUUCCCUUAUACCUUAUACCUAUAGCUAUGCCUAACAACAGAACAAUGGAUAGAUUGGCGGUGACAUCGUCCAGAGGGCCGACCGUGUCCUUGAAGUCCGACAGGGCGAACUCUGCUGGAUCAUCGGCACAAUCUAUAUGGACAUGCCGCUAAAACCCAACAUUCUCGAGGACAUUACGAAGGACCAGUGGAUCGCGGCGCCGCCCCCUCGGGAUAAGUACGUGACGCCCGGGGCGGAUCAGAUCAUGCUUGAGGACGAGUCUGGGCGGUUGAGACUUGUGGGGAAGGCGCUUGAGAAGGAGUGCCUGGUUACCGGGGUAGUGGUAGGGGUUAUGGGAACCGAGACCAAGGAUGGGGAUUUUGACGUUGUGGAUGUGAUCGUGCCCGAGUUACCGCCGCAGGAAAACAAGUUGGAUAUUGGUGAAGGGGAGAAGCAGAGGGGUGGUAAGAGGAAGGUUGCAUUGGUCAGUGGAUUGAGUUUUAAAGGGAAUGCUAUGGAAAAUUUCGAGACGGAAUUGUUGGCAGAGUACUUGCUUGGUGAAGUGGGUGGGGUGGAUGUUAGUCCUAUAAUAUCUACUCUACAGGAGGAGAGAAUGCUAAGUUUUAUGAUAGGACCAAGAAUCCGCAUCAAAAAUCACCCGACUCAUUAUCGCCGGCAACUCCUUAGCCCCAGCAGUCACUCUCCCACCCGUCAAAGGUGAAGAAAAGGUUUUCCCUUCCCCUCCCCCUCUACUUCACCGGACUAACCCGACCAUAGCACAAAAAAUACGGCUACGACUCAACGGCCUACAACGCAAACCCCGCUCUCGCCCUCGAUAGCCUCCUAGCUACCCUCCUUCCCUCCCUCCCCGUAACAAUUCUGCCCGGCCCCACCGACCCGGCAAACGUCUCACUCCCGCAGCAGCCCCUCCACCCUGCCAUAUUCCGCAAUGCAAAACAUUACACUGCCUCCUCCUUGCACACAACUACAAACCCCUGUUGCAUCGAUAUCGACGGGCUCAAGUUCCUGGGAACCGCAGGGCAGAACCUGGACGACGUGUACAAGUAUGUUGAAGGAGAGGACCGACUGGGGAUGUGUGAGCGCUUGCUAAGGUGGAGGUGCGUGGCGCCGACGGCGCCAGAUACUCUUUGUUUGUUCCCCAUGUUCUACAAUUUCGCCACACCCGGAGAUUAAUGAUUAGCAGGGUCCUUCCCAUUUGAAGGCAAAGACAUGUACGUCAUAAAAGAGUGUCCACACGUAUUUUUCAUAGGUAAUCAAGAGAGGUUUGAAAGUCGGUUGGUUGAAGGUGACCUUUCUCCUCCCAUACAUUUCUUUACCUUGGUGGAGUUUACUAAUUAGGAGAGCAGGUCCUCAAAAGCAACUCUGCAGAAUAAUCCUGAUACCAAAGUUCUCGGAAACCAAAGAGGCGGUACUACUGGACCUUGACACACUCGAGUGCGAGAGCGUAAAGUUUGGCGUC
This is a messenger RNA of Tuber aestivum (summer truffle), 1864 nucleotides long. The record is from the annotation of a GenBank genome assembly. Lineage: Eukaryota; Fungi; Ascomycota; Pezizomycetes; Pezizales; Tuberaceae.